Messenger RNA from Amphiprion ocellaris (clown anemonefish), 2470 nucleotides. RefSeq names its product alpha-(1,3)-fucosyltransferase 7-like. Gene Ontology annotation, cellular component: membrane. Gene Ontology annotation, molecular function: alpha-(1->3)-fucosyltransferase activity. Lineage: Eukaryota; Metazoa; Chordata; Actinopteri; Pomacentridae. Bases 232 to 1302 code for a protein of 356 amino acids. The record is from RefSeq and is a predicted model, not a curated record. The transcript has 2 exons.
UGAUACUACGGGAAGUGACUGAGAGCUUCAGUUACCUCUCUUCGUGAAACAGGCUGGAGUUACCCCUCUUUCUCUGGUUUGUGUUACCUCCCUUUGUGAAACGGAAAACACUGAGUCUCCCUCAUUUCAGGGUUAACAAACUCAGAGUUUUCACUAAACCUGCUUCGUGAAACGGACCCCUGGUGAACUCCAUGAAAGCUGAGAGUCUCAAGCUCAACUGGAUCUGACCUGAUGGAGUCGGAUAACACUAAAAAGACUGCACGCACUUUGAUGAAGAGGUGCCUCCUCCUCUCCUUCCUCUGCAUUUUAUCACUGUGCAUUUUCAUUGGAUGGUCAAGAACCUUAAGACUGAAUCCUUUAGCCUUCAGCAGCAGCAGAAACAUGACCAUCCUGCUGUGGCACUAUCCCUUCGGAGAGUCAGUGAGCCUGAAUGGUGAUGUGUGCUGGGAUAUGUACCACAUCCCUCACUGUCGCCUGGUGGACCAGCACUCCAUGUUCUCCUCGGCCGAUGUGGUUGUCUUCCACAACAGGGAGCUGAUAGAAGGCACACAGAAGCUGCCCACCGACCAGCCUCGUCCACGGGGCCAGAGGUGGGCCUGGAUGACCCUGGAGGCCCCGCCUCACAAUGGAAACUUGGAUCCGUUUGCAAACAUCUUCAACAUGACCAUCACCUACAGGAGGGAUGCUGAUAUCACUGUUCCCUAUGGAGAGCUGCUACCUAAAGAGGAUGAAGGACGUCUGGUGGAAGACAACCUUCAGGAAAAGACCACUCUGAUCUGCUGGGUGGUCAGCAACUACAACAGCAACCACAAAAGAAGCCAAGUGUACAAUGACCUCAACGCCAUAGUUCCUGUGAAGGUCUACGGGCGAUGGACACAGACACCCCUCGACUCCUCAGGCCUCCUAUCUACAGUCUCUCACUGCUACUUUUAUCUGGCUUUUGAGAACUCAGUCUCCCAAGAUUAUAUCACAGAGAAGCUGUGGUAUAAUGCUUAUGAAAGCGGAGCUGUGCCCGUCGUCCUGGGAGCGUCGUUAAGUGAUUACAAAGCUGUGGCUCCACCUCAUUCGUUCAUCCAUGUCGACGAGUUUGCAUCAGUGAGAGAAUUGGCAAAUUAUCUACAAGAGCUGGCAAAGGACAAGAAACGCUACGCUGAAUAUCUGACGUGGAAACAACAUUGGAAAGUGAAACAGAACUCAGACGUGAGGGAGAGACUGUGUAAGAUCUGCGCAGAGUUCAACAGUUUACCUCAGCACAAGGUUUACUCAGACCUGGAGGCCUGGGACAAAACCACUUCAGCUUGAAUGGUUGCCAUUGAUGGUGACAAAGACAAGCUGCUGUUUUUACUGUGUUUCUGACACAUUAACAGGAAUCACCACCACAUCCUCUUCAUUACUUCUUACUAAGUACUGAUAGCUAUAUUGAAGUCAGUAGAAACAGGAAGGAGAAUGGUUUUAAAGGGAGAAAAAAAAUAAAUAUUCUCAUGUCACUUGUCCAUGUAUAUAUAUAUAUAUUAGGGCUGGGACGUUAACGCGUUAAUUAAUUAAUUACAGCUAAAAUAACGCGUUAAGGCUAUUAAUUGCACCCUCCUCAGUUCCCUCAGUUCUGGCACACCGGUAACUCUGAUGAACACUGCAGCCCAGUAGGUGGCAGUAAUGAACCUAAAGUCUGUUUGUAGCCAUGAAGAAGAAGCACAGGAAGUACUGAGUGAAGUCAGGCACUGGUUAACAGUGAAGGAAGAUAAGAUUGAGCUUGUGGGGCAGAAAGUUUCCUUUUAAAAAUCUUCCUGAUGGCAGCUUGGAUAAACGCCUGGUUGUGUGCAAAUUGUACAACAAAGAGUUUUCUGAUCACUGCGUCACUUCAAGCCGACAGUAUCACCUCAAUGUAAAACAUGUUGCUGUUAGCACCGGAGCUAACGUUAGCUACGAGUCAUGCUAACGACUAACGGUGUAGCCAUCCCAUAAUAGACCACUUUUCUACACAGUGCUUGAGUUUACAGAAAGUCUUAAAAUGUUGAAUAAAAUCGCUAUAAUUGCACUUAGAUUUGCAGUAAUCUGUGAAUGUAGCAGACAGAUGAAAAAUGCAGAUAAAUAGAAAUGAAACAUUUUUGUGGUUUAAGUUUUUACUCCGUCGAGGCUCUGCCUCCUUGGAGAAGGAAUAACUUAAACAACAAAAAUAUCUCUUUUAAUAACUGAAUUAUAAACUUUUGUUUAUAAAGAAAUUACAUAAAUAAAAAUUGAUAUUCCUACAAAAAGAACCAUCAAAAUUACACCAUUUAUCAGACCCAGAAAAGAUGGAAACAGAAUGAAUUUCUGGAUUUUCAACUUUCUGAAGCUCCUUGAACUACUUAUGCUGAUUUUAUGUGCCAUACAGUGGAAAAAAACAACUAAAUUCAGGCUUUAAGUCAUCAAAAGCACUUUUUUCUAUAUGUCCUAUUUUCCUUUUUUAAAUAAACUUUAAAUUAUAAACAUG